UUUAUUUUGGAUUAGGAUUCCCAUGGCAUGUGAACUAGAAGAUAAUUUGAAAUAGAAGGUCUCUUUGUUUUGAAGUGACAGUCUUUAUCAAAAUGGUUGGAAAACUCAAACAGAACUUGCUAUUGGCAUGUCUGGUGAUCAGUUCAGUGACAGUGUUUUAUUUGGGCCAACACGCUAUGGAGUGUCACCAUCGAAUAGAAGAACGCAGCCAGCCUGUGAGGAUGGAAAGUAUGAGAAGCACAGUAAGAACUGCUUCCAAUGUGAAUGCAAACAAAACCUUUGCUUACAACAAAGACAUGCCUUUAAUAUUUAUUGGAGGAGUACCUCGAAGUGGCACUACCUUAAUGCGUGCCAUGCUUGACGCCCACCCGGAUAUUCGAUGUGGAGAAGAGACAAGGGUAAUCCCGCGAAUUCUGGCAGUUAAGCAGAUGUGGGCUAGAUCAAGUAAAGAGAAGAUCCGACUGGAUGAAGCUGGAGUCACAGAUGAGGUUCUGGACUCAGCCAUGCAAGCAUUUCUAUUGGAAAUCAUUGUGAAACAUGGGGAACCUGCUCCAUAUUUGUGUAACAAAGAUCCUUUUGCUUUAAAAUCCUUAACUUAUCUUGCUAGAAUUUUCCCCAAUGCCAAAUUUCUCCUAAUGGUACGGGAUGGUCGUGCAUCUGUGCAUUCCAUGAUCUCUAGAAAAGUCACAAUAGCUGGAUUUGACCUUAACAGCUACAGGGACUGCUUGACCAAGUGGAAUCGAGCUAUAGAAACUAUGUAUAACCAGUGUAUGGAGGUUGGUUUUGAAAGGUGUAUGCUAGUACAUUAUGAACAGCUCGUAUUGCAUCCUGAAAGAUGGAUGAGAACUCUCUUAAAGUUUCUUCGCAUCCCGUGGAACCAAGCUGUGCUGCACCAUGAAGAAAUGAUUGGAAAAGCAGGGGGUGUUUCUCUUUCAAAGGUUGAAAGAUCUACUGACCAAGUUAUCAAGCCAGUCAAUGUGGAAGCACUGUCAAAGUGGGUUGGGAAGAUACCUGCUGAUGUUCUGCAAGAUAUGCCCGUGAUUGCACCAAUGCUAGCAAAAUUGGGCUAUGAUCCAUAUGCCAAUCCGCCAAAUUACGGAAAACCAGAUCAAAAAGUUGUGGAAAACACAAGGAGGGUCUAUAAAGGUGAAUUUCAGCUUCCUGACUUUCUUAAAGAAGUGCCACAGCCAAAGAAGACAGUAGAAAGGAAGUCUCGUGGCAAGAUAAAAUGAACAUGGAUCAGUAAAGUCGAAUAGCUGUAGUACUGAACCUAUGGAAUAGAAGAUGCAAUGGGUAUCUCUUGCACAGAAGAAAAGACUGCUGCCUUUUCAAUGGAAGGGAUCUUACAAGGACUGUCCCACUGAGAUCAGCGAGGUGUACUGCUCAUGGCCUGCUUUUUUCAGAAUUUUCUCCCCCAUUUCUUUCAUACUUUUUUGUUAAAAAAUUUUUGCUGUUGUGAGCGCAUGUAAACCUGUUUAAAAA
Cariama cristata (Red-legged seriema) is the source of this 1482-nucleotide messenger RNA. It is a transcript of the gene TPST1, whose product is annotated as tyrosylprotein sulfotransferase 1. Gene Ontology annotation, biological process: peptidyl-tyrosine sulfation. Gene Ontology annotation, cellular component: Golgi apparatus. The record is from RefSeq and is a predicted model, not a curated record. Lineage: Eukaryota; Metazoa; Chordata; Aves; Cariamiformes; Cariamidae. The transcript is spliced from 6 exons. Gene Ontology annotation, molecular function: protein-tyrosine sulfotransferase activity. The coding region runs from base 93 to 1232 and encodes 379 amino acids.